Molecule: messenger RNA, 354 nt
Organism: Monoraphidium neglectum
Lineage: Eukaryota; Viridiplantae; Chlorophyta; Chlorophyceae; Sphaeropleales; Selenastraceae
Exons: 1
Coding region: 1-354 (117 amino acids)
Source: RefSeq, a predicted model, not a curated record
AUGCAGCCAGGCACAUCGCUGCCAGCAUACAGCGCUGCUGACCACGAUGAGAACGCACGGGCGGACGUGGACGAAUGCUGGAGUGACUUAGAAGGGGACAAAACAGAGUCUGAGCUGCUGGCAGCCAUACAAAAUCAGCAGCGGCGGCGGCAUCGGCACGAGAAGGAACAGCAGCAAAAGGAGGGCCGGCGGCGAUGGCGGCAGCAGCAACAGCUGCAGCACAAGCACACGCAGCAGCAGUCACUGCAGCAUGAGCAGCAGCAGCGCGGAUUGGAGCAGCACACAAUGGCUGACAAUGCUGUUUCGUGCCUGCCCGCGCCCUUCCCGGACCUUGCCGAGCAGCAGGCAUACUAG